UGAACCAGCAAGAAACCCUUUCGCUUGCGAGCUCUUCCAAUGCCGGCAGCGGUUUUCCUGCUAUUUCUUGCUUGCGUGGCGUUUGCCCAUGCUGGGCGUGAGGGAUUUCUGGAUUGCUCAGGUGGUGACAACUCGGAGCACGCCUUGCGGCGUGCCUACAGGCUGAUAGUGAAAGGAAGCCAUCCGGACAAAGGCGGCAGCAAUGAGCAAACGGCUGAGCUCACAUCCCUGCGUGACUCGUUGCUCCGAGAGCCCUUGAAAUUUCAGGUGUUCAGAGCCAUGUUUGAAGUGGGCAGCCUGCAGCCUUUCAAUGCAAAUGCUCGUGCCCAGGUUCAGCUUCAAGAUGACUGGCCCUACUUGCAGGUGGAUGUUGAGUUCGACCAUGAGGGCUUGUUGAUGGAUGGCGGGAGCUGGACUUUUGCUUUCGGUUUGAAGAACGGAAGCACGGUUCACUACCGUGGUGACGAACGCCUUGGUGGCUAUGAUGUUUGCUGCGACUUCCUCCGCGACUCACGGUGUCAACGAAACACUAUGUUCACCGUUCAGCCGCUUCUUCUGUCCAAAGGGAAUUCAUCCGAAUCUUCACCAACAUGUCGGUCUCCUGGGCAGUGUGACGCAGGGACUUAUGCCAUUUCAGAUUGCCCUUAGCCCGCCCGUGUUGCAGCACGAGUGAAAAGGCCCUUGCACCAGAACAUCACUGGACAAUGGGGCGGUGCUCUGCAAGUGAGAAGCACAUCAGGGACAGAGGUUGCUUGUGUGGCCUUUGCGUUUUCACAUCGCAACGCAGAGGGACUUUCAGAGGGUCUAGGUGAGAAUUCCACGGAGGACACAACGGAGGAUUCUGCAAAUUUCAGAGAGGCGGCUCCAGAACGCGAAUCAGACACCUUUCAGCACGUCAGCAGUGGUUCCUUCUGUGAAGAUGGCGGCGACUUGCUGGAAGGUGCGCUGGACAAUUAUGGUGGCCUUUCACCCUUUGGAGGUGCACGUCGUGCCAGCGCAGAAAGCUCUCUCUUUUAUGGCUCGCGGUGCGGCGAGCGCUGCCAGCGGAGGCCACUCUGUCGCUUCUACACCGCCUACAGUAGUGGAUGGUGUCAGCUGUCCACCAGAUGCAACGUGCUUGCACGUACCGGUGAUCCUUUGACUGUGACCUUUGCCAAAAAAAAGAGACCGACC
This is a messenger RNA of Durusdinium trenchii, 1173 nucleotides long. NCBI's taxonomy places the organism in Eukaryota, Dinophyceae, Suessiales, Symbiodiniaceae. The record is from the annotation of a GenBank genome assembly.